This is a messenger RNA of Penicillium expansum, 1527 nucleotides long. RefSeq names its product Transferase. The transcript has a single exon. Gene Ontology annotation, molecular function: acyltransferase activity, transferring groups other than amino-acyl groups. Bases 1 to 1527 code for a protein of 508 amino acids. The record is from RefSeq and is a predicted model, not a curated record. Lineage: Eukaryota; Fungi; Ascomycota; Eurotiomycetes; Eurotiales; Aspergillaceae.
AUGGUGCUCGACCAAGUGCGCGUUUCUACGCGGCACACGCUUAACUGCGCCAAUGAGGCGACAGUCACCGCACUUGAGUCUACUUUUAGCCUAGGGCCGAUGGAUCACACCGUGCCUGCUAUGUUGACUAUUGAAGCUAUCCUUGUCUACAGAAAACCGAAAACAAUGCCAAAUGACAACUUCCUUCCAGUUGAACGGCUGAAGGUGGCUGCAUCCCACCUCCUCGACUAUUACCCACAUUUAACUGGCCGUCUACAGCAGAAUCCAGUCAGCCAAGCUCCAGAGAUUGGUAGGCUAGGUACUGGCGCUGAACUUUGGGAAGCACAGUGCCCUAGAAGACUUGCAAGCAUCGCACUGUCUGCCCUUUCCGUCCGUAUUUUGGUCUUCAACCUGCCAGAUUCUGGGAAUGCACUGCUUCCGAUUUUUCAUUCUACAAUGGGAUCUGUCUCACACAAUCCCAUCUUCGCAAUCCAGCACACCCGAUUUGGCUGUGGUGGGGUCGCACUAGGGAUUCGAGUUCACCAUCAGGUCUGCGAUGCCACUGGAUUCAUACAACUAAUCCGUGAUCUUGCUGAGAUCUACAAACAAUUGCGAGACUCUUCUCCACCAACACUCAUCUCUCCCCCUGAGAUUUACUCACACUUUCGAGGUAUGACCAGCCCAUCGGCCAGCCAGAAGGAGAAUGCCCCUGCGUUCAACCCUCCGAACUUUUGCCUAGAUCCAAACACCAUGGCCAUCCCAGAUGUUCCAACACCUCCCUCAGUCUACAUUUGUCCUCUCCGUUUCCACCGUCAAGAUCUUAUUGCACUCAAAAAUGCUGCAACCGACCCUGACGCCCAGGGACAGACCUCAUUCACUAGAUUCGAGCUCAUCUCGGCCUAUCUGUACCAACGCAUUUACCAAGCCAGAAUUCAGGUUCUGCGUGACAAGGGGAUCGCACCAGACCCCGACAAAUUACAGCCACUUCGCGACUUUUGGACAACCAUGGACAUGCGUGACUCAACCCGUCUCAAGCUUCCCGCACGCUACUUUCCAAACGCCGUCCACUGCCCCUCGACUUCCACCUCCCAUGAAUUACUCGAAAAGGGCGUGCUCUGGCAGGUUGCACAGGUUAUCCAUGAUGCAAUUCACUCGGUCGAUAUGGACGAAGUCAAACAGCAGUUCGAAUGGAUUGCUGCACAGCCCAAUAAAAGCCACAUCAGGUUCAAGAAUAUGGUUCCAAAUGGUUGCUUUGUCGCUACCCAGUGGAGUAGGGGCAAGACAUACGCUGGUGUUGACUUUGAUGUGGCCCCCAAUGGCAAGCGCAUUGCCCCUUCCCUGGUGUCACCGGCCUUUAGCGAUGGUUACCGGGUCGAUGGCUUGGCAAUCAUCAUGUCUACCGAGGAGGAGUUAACUCGACGCCAAGGUAGCAGACGUUCUUUGGCUUGUGCUGAUGUUCCAUGUGCUGUUGAUGUCAAUCUGAGUCUGGAUAGGUCGGUAUGGAAGGUUCUUAACAGUGACCUCGACUUCUUGGCUCUUCAUUCCUAA